Trypanosoma brucei brucei TREU927 is the source of this 1038-nucleotide messenger RNA. RefSeq names its product variant surface glycoprotein (VSG)-related, putative. Lineage: Eukaryota; Euglenozoa; Kinetoplastea; Trypanosomatida; Trypanosomatidae. The record is from RefSeq and is a predicted model, not a curated record. The transcript has a single exon. Bases 1 to 1038 code for a protein of 345 amino acids.
AUGUGGAAGAAAUCAGUGGAAUUAAUUGUGGGCGUGACUUUAGUAAUGACAUAUGUGUCUAGCGCGGAGCAGGUUAUACUUAAUACGAAGGAGUUCCAAACGUUGUGCGGAUUUGUUAGGUUGACAGAACAAAUAAAUGAGCUACUGGAGCGAAUGAAGGGAAAGCCUGGAGUAGAUGUGUUACCUCUACAAAAAAAAGUCAAAGACAUAUUGUUUGGAACGCGAAUUGGAGAUGUGGGAAAAAUGAAUUGGGGAUAUUAUAGAGAACUGGAUUGUGGCCAAGAUAGUGGAAACCAUCAAACUAAAGGGGGAGAAGCUCUCAUGAAAGAUCUUGUUUGCUUGUGCGAAGGAACGGACCAGCAAUCGCCACCCGGGGGACUUUGUUAUGAGGGAAACACCAAAAAAAAUAGCCGCGGCGGAUGGAAUAAUGCAGGAGCCCACAGAAACACAUGGACCAGUUUGAAAAGUGAAUGUACAAGGGAACAUGGAGAAGGUCUGUUAGCCGAGAGUGAAUUUCAAGAGAUGAAAAAGCAACUCAAAGAGCGGCUAAAGGAGCGUAAAGAUAUUCGUACAAGCGCACGUGAAGGCACGUUUUAUACUUAUGGGGGUAACACAAGCAAUGGAUUGCAGACGUGCAGUGGGGCAAAAUCAGACAACGACGGCAUUUGUGUAAUGUAUCCAAAGGAAUCUGAUGGGGACAACACGAGUGGUAUUGAAUGGCUUAAUGAGCUUGAAGGUCUGGUGAAAGAAGUUGAGAAAAUGAACAAGGAUGAAAGUGCAGGUGGAAACACAAAACCAAGUACGGACGGGCAACCAAGCAUGGAAAAAAAGCCAAAGUCAAAUACAAAGCCAAGCACAGGGGAGAACUCACCAGCUAAGGGGUUAGAAGGAUCACAAAAAGAUGGAAACCCAAAUGCGCAAACAACUACCAGUACUGAGAAAGAUGCCACUACGGCAAGACCACCAGAAGAACAAAAGAGUUCGUCCAAAAUUAUUUUACAAUUUCUAUGGAUAUUUUUAUUUUGGUUGUUUGUAUAA